AUCAAUAAAAUGACACCGUUUGCUCAAAUCAAAUAUACAUCCUACCCCAUAUUUCUAGUUCCCACUACCCGCAACUCACUCAAAUUUCCCGUUUUACGUUAACGCAGGAGACGUGGUGAAGGCGUGAACCAAAAGCUAGAAAACGAUCUGAAAGUUACCAGAGAGACGAGAUAAUCUUACCUAAAAAGAAAAGGCCAGAAAGAGAAAGGAAAUGGCAACGAGAGAUAUGGAGAUGGAGGGAGAUAGAGAACUGCUUAUACCAGUCGCAGAAAUUCCUGAAAACGCAAAGUCCAAAACGUCGUCGCCUUCGUCUCCCGUUGCCGGCGCCCCUCCCCACCGUCUUUCUGGUGUCGAGGCAUUAUCCAAAGUAAUACGCAGCUGGGCUUCAAAAAAGUUUAUGACAGGAUGUGUCAUUCUUCUUCCAAUAGCCGUCACAUUCUACGUCACUUGGGGUUUUGUUCAUUUUGUGGAUGGUUUCUUCUCUCCAGUCUAUAAUCAUCUUGGGAUCAAUAUUUUUGGUCUUGGGUUUGCCACGUCCAUAACUUUUAUAUUCCUAGUUGGUAUUUUCAUGUCAUCAUGGUUGGGAGCUUCUGUUCUUACCAUUGGAGAAUGGUUUAUCAAGAAAAUGCCGCUUGUAAGCUACAUAUAUUCUGCCUCAAAGCAAAUUAGUGCGGCAAUAUCUCCAGAUCAGACCACUCACGCCUUCAAGGAAGUGGCUAUCAUAAGGCACCCUCGUGUUGGAGAAUAUGCUUUUGGAUUUAUAACCUCCUCAGUGAUUCUUCAGAGGAGCAUGGGUGAAGAAGAACUCUGUUGUGUCUACGUGCCCACCAAUCACCUAUACGUUGGAGAUAUAUUUCUCCUAAAUACGAAUGAUAUUAUGAGACCAAAUUUGUCUGUUCGAGAAGGAAUUGAAAUCAUAAUCUCUGGUGGUAUGUCUGUACCUCAAAUAAUGACCACACUGGACGCACAAGCCAUUCCUGCAACAAGACUUUCCAAAUUUCCCUCAUCAGAAGUAUAGUCAUGAACUAGUCACCUUCAUGUGUUUUAUGAGAAAUAACUUACGACCAUCAUGUCGUUUUGCUCAGUGGAGCACCAAUUAAGCUGAGUUUUCACAAGAAACUUUUGGAGGAUUGAAAACUGCCAGGCUAUUAUCACUCAUCACCAGCAAUUAAGAGAUUGAAUAUAGGUGUGAAACUAUAAAAUUGAGAACAUCUAGAGAGACUUGUAGAUAUGGAAAACAAUAGAUUGUGCGUCAAGUUCUUAUGUUAGCUGCUGCUUCUUUAUCAUUUUCGUAUUUGAUUGUGAAAUGUGAAUAUAUCAUUAUGCUUUCCCAUGUAUUGAAGAACAAUUAUAUUUUGAAGCUUGAAUAAUGGUUAUCAAAUGUAAUGAAUUCAUAAAA
This is a messenger RNA of Jatropha curcas, 1399 nucleotides long. RefSeq names its product protein LIKE COV 1. Lineage: Eukaryota; Viridiplantae; Streptophyta; Magnoliopsida; Malpighiales; Euphorbiaceae. Gene Ontology annotation, cellular component: Golgi apparatus. The record is from RefSeq and is a predicted model, not a curated record.